Messenger RNA from Selaginella moellendorffii, 1655 nucleotides. Its product is annotated as squamosa promoter-binding-like protein 2. The record is from RefSeq and is a predicted model, not a curated record. NCBI's taxonomy places the organism in Eukaryota, Viridiplantae, Streptophyta, Lycopodiopsida, Selaginellales, Selaginellaceae. The transcript has 3 exons. Bases 125 to 1552 code for a protein of 475 amino acids. Gene Ontology annotation, cellular component: nucleus. Gene Ontology annotation, molecular function: DNA binding.
UUUCUUACCUGUAUUUAAUACAAUAUUCGCCAUUUAAAAUUUUAGUGUACACACACCAACAACAGGGGAGAGAAAACAAAAACCAACCAGAGAAGAGAAAAGAAGAAAAAAGAAAGAGAAAGGAAUGGCGUCGUCCUCUUCUCCCUCCUAUUCUCCCGCAGCGCUCUCCCCGUCCAAGACCAGCGCAGGAGGAUCGAAAUCCCCGGCCAGCGGCGACGCGGACCGAGGUAAGAUGCAGCAGCAGCAGCAGCAGCCCUGGGAGUGGAAAUCCGUCAAGGCGCCGAGAAAUCCCGGGGAGGAGUUAGGGUUUUGCAGCAGCGGCAUCAGCGGCUACAGCCCCGGCAAAUCCUCGCCGGGCGGAGCGCAGGCGCGAUCUUGGGAGGAGAUGGACGAGGACACGAAAGAAGCGGCGAAUUCCUCGUCUCCCAUGGCCUUGAAGCUCGGCAAGAGGACCUACGAGGAGCAAAAGGCGUCGCCAGCGCCAGCGGCGGCCGGAACGCCUCCUCCAUCCUCAACUCCUCCGGCCAAAAAGGGGCGGGGCUGCUCGCAAACCAGCGUCACUCCCAAGUGCCAAGUCGAGGGCUGCCAGGCGGAUCUCUCCGGCUCCAAGGACUACCACCGCCGCCACAAAGUUUGCGAAGUCCACUCCAAGACUCCCAAGAACACUGUCAAUGGCCAGGAGCAAAGAUUCUGUCAGCAAUGCAGCAGGUUCCACUUGCUGCCCGAGUUUGACGAGGGGAAACGGAGCUGCCGGAGACGUCUCCAGGGGCACAACGAGCGCCGGAGGAAGCCACAGCCCGACGCUCUAGCUGCUUACAACAUGGGAAACGCUAGCUUCCAAGCUGCUUACCAAAGGCUCGGCGUCGGCUCCUCGAUCAUCGUCGACAGUCACAGCGAUCACGCUCUCGGCUACGGCGCCGGCGCCUGGGGACGCCUCGGCCGCGACCAGUUCCUCAGCAAACAGCUUGUGGAGAACCUCUCCCCGGAGAAGCUGCUGCUGCUGCUCCAAAACUCCAAGAGACCAACCGGCCUCCCGACGAUCUCCUCGUCGUCGUCGACAACAGCAGCAGCCAUCACGGCGUCAAACAGCAGCAUGGCCAAGCCGGACCAGAUGAAACUCUCGCUCUCCUCCUCCUCGGGCGGGGGUGGAGGGGGAGGCGGCGGAGGACUAAGCCCCGUGCUCGACUCAGGCCGUGCUCUCUCUCUUCUGUCAUCAGACGCAUGGACAAAGUCUCCAACAAGCUACGAACUCUCGGCCGGAUCAUCUGCCUCGACAGCUAUCGGUACUCAAAACACUCAAUACAUUCUAACCUCUGCUGCCAGCGAUGGAGGGUCUCCAUCGCCGAAAGCUCAAGCUCAUCAACAGCAGCAGCCUCAUCAAGCGGCUCAUCAAGUUCACCACCACCAUCACCGGCACCAUCAGAGCUUCCAAUCGCACGACGCAGUUGGAAUGCCGAGCAGCGGAAAUUCCUCCAAGCAGCAGCAGCAACAGCAGCAACAGCAGCAGCAGCAGCAGCAAAGUUUUUCUUCACUCGGCAUGAACAGGUUUUGAAGAGAAAUGGGGAGACGGAACGAUCAUUCCAUUUGAAAAUAAGCGCUUAUAUAGAACGUGAUGUGUACGGUCAAAGAAAUGUGUACGAGCAAAGGUUGGCAUA